AUGGGUGAGGCCAAGCCUCUUUUGACGCCCAUGUCAACCACGACAAAACUUGAUGCUGAUGAGGACAGCGAGCCCAUGGACCAGAAGGAGUACAUGAGCAUGAUUGGCUCCCUCCAUAUAAGCAGGCUUGAUGCCAGUGAAAACCAAGGCGAUGCAACAUCCACUACCUCAGAUUCAUCUGAGCAUGGCAUCAGUGAGGCUAUCCAUAUUGAAACUAGAUUGGAACAUGGAAGUGCAACAACAUCAUCUGUUAUUGGAUCUGGUGAUGACAGGGAUAACUCAUCUGAUAGAUCCUCUGCAGGAAAAAAAUACGGUGACUCUAUCUGGUCAGAGAACUCCCGAGGAGAUUCUUCCAGUGGAGUGAAUGGUUCUUCAGAAACGUCUACCAAUGGUGGUGAGCAGGUGGAUCCCAAGACUGAAACUAGCACAUCCACCAGUAACGAGCACAAUGAAUCUCAAGGGGCUGAUGGCAGUUCUGGAUCAAAUAACUGUAACGGCCCUGAACAAACCAGUAAAACUGAAAGGCAGUGA
Molecule: messenger RNA, 531 nt
Organism: Zea mays
Lineage: Eukaryota; Viridiplantae; Streptophyta; Magnoliopsida; Poales; Poaceae
Product: osteocalcin 2-like
Exons: 3
Coding region: 1-531 (176 amino acids)
Source: RefSeq, a predicted model, not a curated record